Messenger RNA from Asparagus officinalis (garden asparagus), 3400 nucleotides. RefSeq names its product probable inactive leucine-rich repeat receptor-like protein kinase At3g03770. The record is from RefSeq and is a predicted model, not a curated record. Gene Ontology annotation, biological process: protein phosphorylation. Gene Ontology annotation, molecular function: protein kinase activity; ATP binding; protein binding. The transcript is spliced from 8 exons. Bases 740 to 3061 code for a protein of 773 amino acids. Lineage: Eukaryota; Viridiplantae; Streptophyta; Magnoliopsida; Asparagales; Asparagaceae.
AAGCAACACAGUGCCAUAACCGUAGUUAAUUCAAACGCGAAGGGCAUUUUAGCCAAAUCAAAUAUUCGGACGAUGCUUGUGGAGCUUUCUCCCCGUCUCAUGAUCUCAUCCCCGGAGCCUCCAUUAAUGGCAACGUAGAGGGGAGCUGACACAGUCGCCUUCCAUGUGCAAGCUUUGAAUGCCUUCUAUAACUCCCCCAAUCAAAGCCCAUCCGCUAAAAUUUCUUCCCAUUUUUCCUCAGAAUUUUCACGGACUCUCGUUCCUCAGCGGCUCAAACCCUUUAAUUUGGAGCAGAUCUCUGCGUUUCUUUGCGGUCCUUUUCUCUUUUUCUUUCUGGGUUUUCUUUCAAUUUUGUUGCUUUUCAUGUCGCCAUCCUCUAUCUUGCUUAAAACCACGGGAGGAGUUACUCCGUCGUCAAGUGGUAAACUUGUCCUUUUCAUGAGUUCAUCUGGUCUCAGGAGUUAAUUCAUCAUUUUUUCUGGUAAUUCUUUUGCAUUUCCUUAAACUUGACCGUUUUCUUUAAAGCUUGCUCUUUUCUUGUCAUUUUUACUGCGUUUGCUUGAUGGGUUUGUUGAUUUGGCUUCAGAGUUCUGCUCAUGUGGUGAAAAAGCAAGGAGAUUUUGUGGGCACUUGUGAAUUUUGAGUUCUGGCUAGUGUUUCUGCUUCAUUUGCUUAUAGUAGAGAAACCCAACUAGAGAGGUUGAAGGAUUUGAGUGGACUCGUUCUCUACUUCUCUUCGAUGUCGCAAUCUAUCGCAGUUCUUGCGUUCGUUAUAAGUUGCCUUCUCCUAAUUCAAAGCACCCAACAGUUAACAUUAUCAGAAACACAAGUUUUGUUUCAGAUAAGGAAGCAAUUAGAGUACCCAAGACAAUUGGAAGCCUGGAACGACACCCAUUUAGACUUUUGCUCCGCUCCCACCUCACCAUUUCUAAUGAUCACCUGCGAAGGAAAUUCCGUUACCGAGCUCAAAAUUGUGGGUGAUAAGAUUGCUAAACCUGGUAAAUUUGAAGGCUACUCAGUCCAAGAUCACACAUUGUCGCGAGAUUUUUCUGUAGAUUCGUUCAUCACGACUCUGACGAGGUUAACUAGCUUGAGAGUAGUUAUCUUGGUUUCUUUGGGGGUAUGGGGUCCUCUCCCUGAUAAGAUUCACAGGUUGAAUUCUCUUGAAGUGCUCGAUUUAAGUUCGAAUUUUCUUUAUGGUUCAAUUCCCCCAAAGAUAUCUGUCAUGAAAAGGCUAGAAACACUUACUUUGGAUGGAAACUAUUUCAAUGAAACAGUUCCUGAUUGGUUCAAUUUGUUGUUGAAUCUCACUGUUUUGAGCUUGCAGAGGAAUCAAUUGAAUGGGCCAUUGCCCACAUCAAUUGGCAAGGUAAAUGCCCUUACUGAUCUUUCCAUUUCUGGAAAUCACAUUUCAGGUAAAAUCCCUGAUCUUAGUAGCUUAACCAACCUUGAGGUUUUGGAUAUAAGAGAUAAUGAACUAGAUUCUGAAAUACCCGAUAUGCCUAAGAGUUUGGUCACAAUUUUACUCAGUAAGAACUCGCUGAGUGGGGAGAUUCCUGAGGAAUUUGGUGAAUUGGAGCGACUUCAGCAUCUUGAUCUAUCUUUCAAUUUAUUGGAAGGAACUCCACCGGUGGCAGUAUUUUCAUUGCCAAACAUUAGUUAUGUGAACCUGGAAUCCAAUAUGCUCAGUGGUUCUCUUCCAAGUAGUAUAACUUGCAGUUCUCAACUUGGGUUUGUCGAUGUUUCUACCAAUAGACUUAGUGGUGAUUUGCCAUCAUGCUUGAGCUCUAGUUUGAAUAAGAGAGUCGUGAAAUUUGGUGGGAAUUGUUUGAAUAUAGAUCUCCAGUAUCAACAUGAUUCUACAUAUUGCAUGCAGGGGAAAAGUUCCAAGAUCAGAGAUAUAGGAUUGAUGAUUGCUGUUAUUGGAGGGAUUGCUGUUAUAUGUAUGUUGGUUUUGCUUGUGUUUGUGAUAUUUUGUAGAAAAAACUGUAAGCGAGCAAUUGGAGAACAACGUUUGCUUCCAAAACUGUUGCCAGAUAACUCGGCUUCAGGAUUUUCGUCUGAGAUUCUUGCGAGUGCUAGGUACAUUUCUCAAGCUGCAAAGUUAGGGACACAAGUUUUGCCUACACACCGAGUAUUUUCCCUGGAAGAACUAAAAGAAGCAACAAGAAAUUUUGAAAGGGCAUCAUACGUUGGUGAGGGAUCAAUCGGAAAGCUCUACAAGGGAAGAUUAGAUAAUGGGACUUUUGUUGCUAUAAGAUGUUUGGCAUUGUCUAAGAGAUACUCCAUCAGAAAUCUAAAGCUUCGGUUGGAUUUGCUAUCAAAGCUUCGUCAUCCAAACCUUGUUUGUCUCCUGGGCCACUGUGUUGAUGCUUCACUAGAAGAUUCUAGUGUCAACAUGGUGUUUCUCGUCUAUGAAUAUGUCUCUAAUGGAAAUCUCCGAGCUCAUUUAUCUGAUUACAGUUCACAGAAAGUUCUUAAGUGGUCUGAUAGGCUGGGAGUUCUAAUUGGCAUAGCGAAAGCAGUACAUUUCCUACAUACAGGAAUUAUUCCUGGUUUCUUCAAUAAUCGAUUGAGAACCAAUAAUAUCUUGGUUGAUGAACACUGUAUAGCAAAAGUGAGUGAUUAUGGGCUGUCAAUUAUUUCUGAAGAGAUCUACAGACACGAGGCAAAAGCUGAAGGUCAAAAAACUGUCCAAAGGAAAAAUUCAACACUGGAGACUGUAAAUUUGGAAGAUGAUGUUUAUUCUUUUGGUUUAAUCUUACUUGAAGCACUUGUUGGACCAUCGAUAUCUGAGAAGGGAGAAGCAUUUUCCUUAAAUUUAUUGGAUAAAUCAUUCAACAAACUAGAGGAGCAAAAGGGCAUCAUUGAUCCAAUCAUCCUCAGUAAUUGCUCUCAAGAAUCUCUAUCAAUCGUUAUCUCCAUGACGAGUAAAUGUUUGUCACAAGAAUCAUCUGCUAGGCCUUCAAUAGAAGAUGUGCUCUGGAACCUGCACUAUGCUGCUCAGGUUCAGGCAACAAGUGACGGCGAGCAGAGAUCAGAAAUUGGUUCACUGGCAUAACACGCAAAGAAGGAUUGAGAAGAAAAAUAGGGACGGUUACGAAGAUCGAAAUGGCCUCUUCAGGUAGGAAUUCAAGUGAAGGCAGCUCAGCUCUCUUGAAAAUCUUUUGCAGCGUCUAUUGUUCUCUGUUGGGCUGUUUUCUCUAAUUAUAUUGUCUUCCUUUCUUUUUUAUGAAGAAAGAUGGAAGUUCCUUGAUGCAAUUGUAACAUAGAUGUCAUUGUUUUUGGGUACAAUAAUAGAUUCCUUUCCUGGCCUUUUCAUAGCUUUGCUUGGGAAGGAAUUUGUUAAUGCGAAAUUUAUUAGGUAUUUUUUAUAAGAUCUCUUUGGCUAUUUUGAUCU